UCGCCGUGAGGAGGAGGAGGUGGAGGAGGAGGCGGCUCGGGGAGAGCGAGCAGCGAGCUGGACCGCGGAGCGUGAGUGAGGGAGCCGAGCCGCCUGCCUGCCUGCCCGCCGCCGCCUCCCCUCCGUAAGCAGGAGCCCGGGCCGGGGCCCGGCACGCCGCCCCAGCCCCUCCCUCGUCGUCAGGCCGCGAGGGCAGCGCGCGCGAGCCAGGGGGAGGGAGAGCGAGCGAGCGAGCGAGCUAGCGAGCGCCGGGAGGAGGCGGCCGGACCGAGCGAGCGCCCGCGCGUGUGGCGUGAGGGGAAGCCGCUGCCCGCCCCCUUCGCCUUCCCUUCUCUCCCCCUCCCCGCUCCCCCCCCGACCGCGGAGCAGCACCAUGUCGGCGCCGGCGGCCAAAGUCAGUAAAAAGGAGCUCAACUCCAACCACGACGGGGCCGACGAGACCUCAGAAAAAGAACAGCAAGAAGCAAUUGAACAUAUUGAUGAAGUACAAAACGAAAUAGACAGACUUAAUGAACAAGCCAGUGAGGAGAUUUUGAAAGUAGAACAGAAAUAUAACAAACUCCGCCAACCAUUUUUUCAGAAGAGGUCGGAAUUGAUCGCCAAAAUCCCAAAUUUUUGGGUAACAACAUUUGUCAACCAUCCACAAGUGUCUGCACUGCUUGGGGAGGAGGAUGAAGAGGCUCUGCAUUACUUGACAAGAGUUGAAGUGACAGAAUUUGAAGAUAUUAAAUCAGGUUACAGAAUAGAUUUUUAUUUUGAUGAAAACCCUUACUUCGAAAAUAAAGUUCUCUCCAAAGAAUUUCAUCUGAAUGAGAGUGGUGAUCCAUCUUCAAAGUCCACUGAAAUCAAAUGGAAAUCUGGAAAGGAUUUGACGAAACGUUCAAGUCAAACGCAGAAUAAAGCCAGCAGGAAGAGACAGCAUGAGGAACCAGAGAGCUUUUUCACCUGGUUUACUGACCAUUCUGAUGCGGGUGCAGAUGAGUUAGGAGAGGUCAUCAAAGAUGAUAUUUGGCCAAAUCCUUUACAGUACUACUUGGUUCCUGAUAUGGAUGAUGAAGAAGGGGAAGGAGAAGAAGAUGAUGAUGAUGAUGAAGAAGAAGAAGGAUUGGAAGAUAUUGAUGAAGAAGGAGAUGAGGAUGAAGGUGAAGAAGAUGAAGAUGAUGAUGAGGGGGAGGAAGGAGAGGAGGAUGAAGGAGAAGACGACUGACGGAUUCCAACCUUCCUUUUUUAAUUUUCUCCAGUCCCUGGGAGCAACUUGCAGUCUUUUUUUUUUUUUUUUCCCCCUCCUCCUCUUGUGCUCAUUCGCCCUGUUUUUUGAAGUCUCUUUUCUCUCCCUUUAUACCAUGGUUCUCAACUUAUUUUGGGGGGAAAUACCUUGAGCAGAAUACAGUGGGAAAAGAAUCUCUACCCCUUUCUGUUCCAAAUUCAUUUUUACCCCUUCCUGUCUCAACAAAAACUUUAUGGAAUCAACACCACCGUGCUCUGUGGGAAAAAAGAAAAACCUUCUGCUCCCUUAGCUCUGCUGGAAGCUGGAGGGUGCUAGGCCCCUGUGUAGUAGUGCAUAGAAUUCUAGCUUUUUUCCUCCUUUCUCUGUAUAUUGGGCUCAGAGAUUACACUGUGUCUCUAUGUGAAUAUGGACAGUUAGCAUUUACCAACAUGUAUCUGUCUACUUUCUCUUGUUUAAAAAAAAGAAAAAAAAACUUAAAAAAAUGGGGUUAUAGAAGGUCAGCAAAGGGUGGGUUUGAGAUGUUUGGGUGGGUUAAGUGGGCAUUUUGACAACAUGGCUUCUCCUUUGGCAUGUUUAAUUGUGAUGUUUAACGGACAUCCUGGCAGUUGAAGAUGACACUUUUAAAAUAAAAUUCUCUCCUAAUGAUGAUUUGAGCCCUGCCACUCGAUGGGAGAAUCAGCAGAACCUGUAGGAUCUUAUCUGGAAUUGACAUUCUCUUGUAAUUUUGUUCCUGUUUAUUUUUAAAUUUUCUUUUUGUUUCACUGGAAAGGAAAGAUGCUCAGUUUUAAACGUUAAAAGUGUACAAGUUGCUUUGUUACAAUAAAACUAAAUGUGUACACAAA
Messenger RNA from Neofelis nebulosa (Clouded leopard), 2070 nucleotides. It is a transcript of the gene SET, whose product is annotated as SET nuclear proto-oncogene. Gene Ontology annotation, biological process: nucleosome assembly. The transcript has 8 exons. Gene Ontology annotation, cellular component: chromatin; nucleus. Gene Ontology annotation, molecular function: histone binding; chromatin binding. The record is from RefSeq and is a predicted model, not a curated record. NCBI's taxonomy places the organism in Eukaryota, Metazoa, Chordata, Mammalia, Carnivora, Felidae. Bases 374 to 1207 code for a protein of 277 amino acids.